AAGACUCCCAGAGUGGAUAAACACCCCCACCCUGAGUUGUGAAAGCCACUGUUAGCCUUUCUGUGACUGGCAACCAAAUUCAUUUUGAUACACACAGGUCCGUUCUACGUUCUCCAGUAUCAAGUCAGGGACUAGAGUCGCAUCUGGAACUCACCCUUAGGUUGGUCAACGCUUACAGUGGCGCCAGAGUUUUGAACGGUGCGGCUGAGGUGGCGAAUACCCUGUGUAGUUGCCUGCGUUGCAGACCGCGAUGACCGUCCCCUCACUGGAGGAGCUGGACUCCUUAAAGUACAGUGACCUGCAGAACCUGGCCAAGAGUCUGGGCCUCCGGGCUAACCUGAGGGCAGACAAGUUGCUGAAAUCCUUGAAAGCCCACCUGAAACAGCAAGCAAGAAAAGAAAGUGAAAAUCAGAUCAAUGUCUCUUUUCAGGAUGAAAGUCAGACUUCUGCAUCCUCUUGUGAUGAGACCGAGGUGCAGAUGACCAGCCGGGAACAAGCUGAGAGGCACCCAGCUGGGCAUUUCACCAAGACAAGGAGAAGGCGCAGGACUGUCCACAGCAAUCCUGACUCCCAACUAAAUGGAUGUGUGAAAACUGAAGAUAAGCCACUACCAAUGUCAAAAUUGGAUGAUUCAGAGAUAAAAACAAGUGAUCCCACUGAGUUCAAGAAUCAAGAAAAGCAGGACACCCAGAUUCUCAGAACUGCUGCAGAAGUUCCUUCUCCACCAGAUGAGAGCCAAGGAGUAGAGAAUAUGGUGCCCUCAGGGAAAAAAAGGAGAAUAAAUGGUAAUGCAGAUUCAAAGGUACCUUCAGAAAGAAAGAAGUCUGUCUACACAGAUGGGUUUUCCAAAUCUGGAAAAAAUAAAAGAAUUGCAAGCACAACUCCAAACUUUAAGAAGCUUCAUGAGGCUCGUUUUAAGGAAAUGGAGUCCAUUGAUCAAUACGUUAAAAGAAAAAAGGAACAUUUUGAACAACACAACUUACUUAACGAGCUAAAGAAGCAGCCCAUCACUAAGGACGUGGUGGGAACUCCAGUUGGUCUCCAGGGAAGACUCUCCAUAGCUCGUACGCCUGCCAGCCGGCGGCAUCCACAGAGCCGGGCCCGGGGCGCUGCAGAUCAGAGCAGCCUGUGUGCGGGAGGGCCGGUCAAGCGCUCCGCUCUCUCCGCGACUAAAAUGAACGUCAGGUUUUCAGCUGCUACUAAAGAUAAUGAGUACAAGCGUUCACUGACCAAGACUCCAGCCAGAAAGUCUCCACACGUGCUCGCAUCUGGGAAUACCCCGACAGGCCAGGCUGUGCUUGGGACAAACCAGUUAAAGACCACAAAGAGGGAUUCUGCUACAGUGUUUACCCCGUUCAAGCUGUCGGCUGGCGCAGCACAGACUCCAGUUUCCAGUAGGAAACCAGUAUUUGACCUGAAAGCAAGUUUGUCUCGUCCCCUCACCUAUGAGCCACACAAAGGAAAACUUAAGCCAUGGGGACAAUCUAAAGAAAAUAAAUCCCUGAAUGAGCAUGUAAGCCGAGUUAGCUUCCACAAGAAAACUUACAAACAACCUCGUCUCCAGACCAGGGAGGAGCAACGCAUGAAACAUGAGCAAGAACGAAAGGAGAAAAAAGCAAAGGUUUUGGGAACUCGAAGGGGUCUCAUUAUGGCUGCAGAUUAAUAGUUUAACAUCCUGUAAAUAUUCCUUCAUUCUGAACCUUUUUUUGUAAAUAUAUUGUACUGUUUUUCCCACUUUAGUCAAAAGAUCUUUUUCUUUCUCUGUUCUAAAGUAGCAUGUGUUCAUUACCUUAAAACUCUAAAAAUCUUCCAAAUGGUUUUAACGUAAGUCCCAGUACAACUCAGUUUUCUAAUGAGACCCAGCCUAUAGAUUUUUUUAAGUUCCAUCCUAUAUAUUCUUGACCUACAUUAUUGUCAAGUUCCCUCUGCUGGCUCUGUUAUUAACAUAGUUGCGAUCCUCUUCUAGGCAAGAGGAUUUACCUGACGGUAACUAGUUACACCUCGAGCUUUAGUAGAAAUUGAACAGUAGGAACAUGAGUAGGAUAAGCUGGCCAAAGUCACCUCUCCAUCCUCUAGAGAAUCUAAUCCCUUAAUGAAAAUGGGGGCCAUAUGGGUUGGUUAUGGCAUCAAUAGUUUACCCAUGUUGAAGUGUUUUUUUUCAAGCUUAUACACUUUUGUUUAGAUCAUGUCAUGUAAUUGCCAUCUCACUCAAUAUAUUCUUAAAAACAAAAACUCUGUAGCUCAUUCUAGCGUUGCUUGUUUAACAAUAUACGGAGCCAUACUGAAACUGGAGGAUUGCUGCUUUAAGGAUUACUGUGCUGUCAAACUUACAUCUUAUUUAGUUAAUGGAGAGACUGGAGUUGCUCAGCAUCAUAACCAUGUUUGCUCUUCUGGAGUUUGUGCUGCCUCAGAUUUUCAUGAAUAAAAUUUUUCCUCAC
Molecule: messenger RNA, 2438 nt
Organism: Artibeus jamaicensis (Jamaican fruit-eating bat)
Lineage: Eukaryota; Metazoa; Chordata; Mammalia; Chiroptera; Phyllostomidae
Gene: NUSAP1
Product: nucleolar and spindle associated protein 1
Exons: 13
Coding region: 251-1663 (470 amino acids)
Biological process (GO): establishment of mitotic spindle localization; mitotic chromosome condensation; mitotic cytokinesis
Cellular component (GO): microtubule; nucleolus; mitotic spindle
Molecular function (GO): microtubule binding
Source: RefSeq, a predicted model, not a curated record